AUGUCCCGAUAUCGUCCUGAUCCUCGUUACUCCGACGGCAACUUGGCCUACCGCGAUCCUCCACCUCAACGAUGGGACACUGACCGCUUCGUCCGUGAACGAGAGAUUCGUGCUCCUGUUAUCGAUCAACGGCCUCCCUAUGCCGAUUACCCUCCACCCCGUCGAGCUCCAGUCUACGAAGAGCAGCGCUAUUAUGAAGAUGAUCGAUAUGGCCCUCGUGGUGCCACUGAGCGCAAAUACUUCGAAGAGAGGGAUUACUAUGAUCCUCGUGCUCAAGCUGGACAAAUGAUCCCCUUCGCUGCUCGACCAGAAGCCCCUCCUCGCCCCGGCAUCCUUCGCCGUCAGUCCAGUUUAGACACUUUCGACCGCCAACCACAUCGACAUCACUACGAUUAUGAGGAUGCCUAUCGGCCACCUCCAAGACCCAACCCCCCUCGCGAGAUGAUUCCCGUUCGGCCUCCAUCUCCUCGUCGGUACCCAAGGUAUGAUCAGGCAUAUGACGACAUCAGAGUACAAGACCCUGAUUAUUACGGAGACGAUGGCUUCCGGGAGUAUCGUGAGCGAGAAUGGGUUAGCCGUCGACGCAGAAACAGUAGUCCAUCGCCCCACCGGCACUCUGUGAAGGAGGAGGUGAUUGAAGAGGUCAGAGAGGAGAUCAGAGAGGUCAAGGAAGAGAAGCGCUACCCUCGCCGGGGCAAGACUCGCAUGCCAAAGCGAUUGGUCCAUACCAAGGUUCUCUUCGACUUGGGCUAUCCCUAUUAUGAAGAGGACGAACGAACGAUCAUCAUCGAAAAGGCGUUGGGCCCAGAUAAUAUUGAUGAGAUCUUCACACUGAGCAAGGACUAUCGAGAGAAAGAAGUGGGGACAACCCGUCUUCUCGAAGCCCCCCCAGCAUCGAUUGCCCCUUCCAUCAGGGCUCCUAGUGUGCACGGAGGAGUGAUUGAAGAGAUCAAGAUGACCGAGAAAAUCGAAGAGAUCAAAACCAUCCCACUGGCCGAGGCUCCGAAAUCUGUUCAGCACUGGGAUGGCUUAUCAGUCCGUUCCCCUUCUCCAAACCGGCAUCGAUCCCGAUCUCGAAGGAGAUCUCGUCGUGGGUCAUCACCGGUAGAAGUGGUCAAAGAAACCAUCAUCGAGAAGGAGAAGGUCGUCCGAGAAGUAUCACCAGCACGGACGCACCGAUCAUCUCGUACUCGCCGCAGAGGGUCGUCAGUCAGUGACGAGUCCUUCAUUGAACGAAAAAUCACUCGAGAAGCAGAAUUUGACGAUUCUGGCUCUGUGCACGUAGGACCUCUGGCUCUGGUUGUCGAUCGCAAGCCCAACCGCAGCGACUGGGAGAUCAAAGAGGAGAUCCGGCGUCUUGAAUCAGAGCGACGAGCCCUGAGACGUGAACGGCGACACGAGCACGAACACAGCACCGAGAUUGUCAAGAUUGAGCGAGUUCGAGAGCGGACACCAUCUCCGCGCGGCAACGAGAUCAUUCUCGAGAGACGCGGCGAGGAAGUUCUGGAAGUCAAGAAGGACCGUCGAGGUAGGAUGUCGUUAGUCGCCAAAUAA
This is a messenger RNA of Exophiala bonariae, 1554 nucleotides long. RefSeq lists its product as uncharacterized. Bases 1 to 1554 code for a protein of 517 amino acids. The transcript is spliced from 3 exons. Lineage: Eukaryota; Fungi; Ascomycota; Eurotiomycetes; Chaetothyriales; Herpotrichiellaceae. The record is from RefSeq and is a predicted model, not a curated record.